GCACAAUUUAGAUUGGCUCGCAGGUGUAUCUGCUAGAACAAGGUACACCUUUUGUGUGACAUGAAUGGAACCAUCUCACUCCAAUGGCUAGUAUCACAUGCAGGAUGAGCCACCUGCCUGCCGACGUCAUGGCUGGCGGUUCGCCAACCACCCAUGUCGGAAUAGCAAUAUAUAAAUCAAGAGCAGAAGGCGAGUGAUUCCUGUUCAAACUUUGAUCUAUCAAGUCUCUCUAUACUCAUACAACUCAUCACUAUCACUUCUUGAAGAUCCUACAAUGGCUUUCGGAGAUGACAAGAAUUCUGGUGUUGCUGGAGGUGUGACUGCUGUUACUUCCACAGUUGGCAAUGGAGUUGGUGGUCUCCUAGGAACUGUUGGCGGUGUGACUGGGGCAGCGGCCAGAGGAAUUGGUGGUACUGUGACUGGAGUCACAGGCAACGCUGGAAAGCCGCUCGGCGAUGCUUUGACUUCGCUCGGAAAUGGUGUAGAAGAUGGAACCAACAGUAUCAAGAAGGGUGUAGAGUCAGCUGGUCAAGGCAAGAAAGCCUGGUAGAGAGAAGCGACCACGGAGUCUUCUCUCUUCAUGAAUCAUGACUUUCUUUAUGUCUCGAAUACCACUCUGAUUGUUCAAUACCCA
Aureobasidium pullulans EXF-150 is the source of this 634-nucleotide messenger RNA. RefSeq lists its product as uncharacterized. NCBI's taxonomy places the organism in Eukaryota, Fungi, Ascomycota, Dothideomycetes, Dothideales, Saccotheciaceae. The coding region runs from base 275 to 550 and encodes 91 amino acids. The transcript has 3 exons. The record is from RefSeq and is a predicted model, not a curated record.